Orcinus orca (killer whale) is the source of this 6640-nucleotide messenger RNA. RefSeq names its product sodium voltage-gated channel alpha subunit 7 (gene SCN7A). Gene Ontology annotation, molecular function: voltage-gated sodium channel activity. The record is from RefSeq and is a predicted model, not a curated record. Bases 50 to 4444 code for a protein of 1464 amino acids. Gene Ontology annotation, biological process: neuronal action potential; sodium ion transmembrane transport; membrane depolarization during action potential. Gene Ontology annotation, cellular component: axon; voltage-gated sodium channel complex; plasma membrane. NCBI's taxonomy places the organism in Eukaryota, Metazoa, Chordata, Mammalia, Artiodactyla, Delphinidae. The transcript is spliced from 20 exons.
CUUUUUCCGACUGUUAAUUUUAAUUAGCAUCCUGAUUGACUGCAUAUUUAUGUCCAUGACUGAUUUGCCAAAAUGGGGGCCAGCAUUACAGAAUACUUUGCUUGGAAUUUAUACAUUUGAAAUACUUGUAAAACUCAUUGCAAGAGGCAUCUGGGCAGGAUCUUUUUAUUUCUUUGGUGAUCCAUGGAACUGGCUCGAUUUCAGUGUAACUUUGUUUGAGCAUAUAUCAAGAUAUUCACCUCCAAACUUCAUUUCAAUAUUUCGAAUUACAAGAAAUUUGAGAAUUUUGAAAAUUAUUCCUUUAAACCAAGGUCUGAAGUCUUUUGUAGGGAUCCUGAUCCAUUGUUUGAAGAAACUCACUGGGGUCAUCAUCCUAACUCUCUUCUUUCUGAGCAUAUUUUCUCUAAUUGGGAUGGAGCUCUUCAUGGGCAACCUGAAGCAUAAAUGUUUGCGAUGGCCCCAAGAAAAUGAAACUGAAACACUGCACAACAGAACUGGAAACCCUUAUUAUAUUCGAGAAACAGAAAACUUUUAUUAUUUGGAAGGAGAAAGAUAUGCUCUUCUUUGUGGCAACAGAACAGAUGCUGGUCAGUGUCCUGAAGGAUAUGUGUGUGUAAAAGCUGGUGUAAAUCCUGAUUAUGGCUACACAAAUUUUGACAGUUUUGGCUGGACCUUAUUAGCCCUAUUUCGGUUAAUGAUGCAGGAUUACCCUGAAGCACUUUAUCACCAGAUCCUUUAUGCUUCUGGGAAGGUCUACAUGAUAUUUUUUGUUGUGAUAAGUUUUUGGUUUGCCUUUUAUAUGGCAAGUUUGUUCUUAGGCAUACUUGCUAUCUCCUGUGAAGAAGAAAAGCAGAGAGCUGCUGAAAAAGCUAAGAAGAUUGAGCCGGAGCUUCAGCAGGCUUUAACGGAACUUCAAGAAGGAAAUAAAGCAGCAGAGACCAAGACUACAGAAAUAGAAAUGAAGAAAAGAUCAUCAACUUCUAUGAUUACUUCUUUGGAUAUGUUGGAUGAUGCUACUAUCAGACAGAAAGAAGAACUUAGAAAAUCCAGGAAGAGAUGCCCAUUUUGUUGGUAUAGAUUUGCUAAAACUUUCUUGAUCUGGAAUUGUUCUCCUUGUUGGUUAAAGUUGAAAGAGUUUGUCCAUAUUAUUAUAAUGGACCCAUUUACCGAUCUUUUCCUUACCAUAUGCAUAAUUCUAAAUGUACAUUUUUUGGCCUUAGAACACUACCCAAUGAGUUUAGAAACGAACAAUAUUCUCAACAUUGAAAACCAGGUGUUUAUUGGAAUUUUCACAGCAGAAAUGAUUUUUAAAAUAAUUGCCAUGCAUCCAUAUGGGUAUUUCCAAGUAGGCUGGAACAUUUAUGAUAGCCUAAUUGUGUUCCAUGGUUUAGUAGAACUUUAUGUAACACAUUGUCAUGGACUGGCUGUUUUACGAUCAUUCAGGGUGUUGCGAAUUUUCAAAUUGGGGAGAUAUUGGCCAACUUUCAAGAUUUUGCUGCUGACUCUUGGUAACUCAGUGAUGGCCCUGAAAGACUUGGUCCUGCUGUUGUUCACAUUCAUAUUCUUUUCUGCUGUGCUUGGCCUGAAGCUGUUUGGUUCAAAUUACAAAAUGUACGUCUGCAACAUAGAUGAAGACUGUCAACUUCCACGCUGGCACAUGCAUGAUUUCCUCCACUCCUUCCUGAAUGUAUUCCGGAUUCUCUGUGGAGAGUGGAUAGAAACUUUAUGGGAUUGCUUUAAGGUAGCAGGCCAAUUCAGUUGUAUUCCUUUUUACAUGAUGGUGAUUUUAGUUGGAAACUUAUUGAUACUUUACCUGUUUCUGGCAUUGGUCAGCUCAUUUAGUUCAUACAAGGCUGCAACAACUGAAGAGAAUGAUGAAGCAAAAAAUCUCCAGCGUGCAAUGGCGAGGAUUAAAAAAGGAAUAAAUUAUGUGCUUUCUAAAAUAUUAUGCAAAAACCAAAAUGUUCCAGAGGAAACAAUGGACAAUGUAAGUGAUAUAUAUGUUAAAGAGAAUAUUUCUGACCAUACUCUCUCUGAAUUGAGCAACACCCAAGAUUUCCUCAAGGAUAAGGAAAAAAGCAGUGGCACAGAGAAAAACACAAUGACCGAAAAUGGGAGUCAGUCACUUAUCCCCAGUCCCAGUGUCUCAGAAACUGUACCGAUUGCGUCAGAAGAAUCUGAUAUAGAAAAUCUGAACAAUAAGGAGAUUCAGAGCAAGUCAGGUGAUGGAAGCAGCAAAGAAAAGGUAAAGCAAUCUAGCUCAUCUGAAUGCAGUACGGUUGAUAUUUCUAUCUCUGAAGAAGAAGAAAUGGUCUAUGAACGUGGAAAGCCAAAGCGUCUUAAAAACGGUUAUGGACGAAGAUCUUCAUCUGCUCAAAUCAGCAGAGACUCCAGGAAAAGAAAAAUUUGGCAGAACAUAAGGAAAACUUGCUGCAAGAUAGUAGAAAACAGUUGUUUUAAGUGUUUCAUUGGCCUUGUCACUCUGCUCAGCACAGGUGCUCUGGCUUUUGAAGAUAUAUAUAUUGAUCAGAGGAAGACUAUUAAAAUCUUAUUAGAAUAUGGUGACAUGAUCUUCACUUACAUCUUUAUUCUGGAAAUGCUUCUAAAGUGGAUGGCAUACGGUUUUAAAGCCUAUUUCACUAAUGGCUGGUACCAACUAGACUUCAUGGUUGUUAUUGUGUUUUGUCUUAGCUUAAUAGGCAAAUCUCGGGAAGAACUAAAACCACUUAUUUCCAUUAAAUUCCUUCGAGCACUCAGAGUUCUAUCUCAAUUUGAAAGAAUGAAGGUGGUAGUGAGAGCUUUGGUAAAAACAACUUUACCCACAUGGAAUGUGUUACUGGUCUGCCUUAUGAUCUGGCUGGCUUUUAGCAUCAUAGGAGUACACUUAUUUGCUGGCACAUUCUAUGAAUGCAUUGACCCAACAAGUGGAGAAAGGUUUCCUAUAUCUGAAGUCAUGAAUAGAAGUCAAUGUGAAAGCCUUGUGUUUAAUGAAUCCAUGCCAUGGGAGAAUGCAAAACUGAACUUUGAUAAUGUUGGAAUCAGUUUCCUUUCACUGCUUCAAGUAGCCACAUUUAAUGGAUGGAUCACUAUUAUGAAUUCAGCAGUUGAUUCUAUUGGUAACAAGUUCCAAGGAUUUGUCUUUGACUUGGUAACAAAUCAAGUUUUUAAUAUCAUCAUCAUGGUUCUUAUAUUUUUCCAAGCAAUAACCAUUAUGAUACAAAGUGAUGAACAGAACCCCAAAAUUGACAUUGCUGUCUACUGGAUUAACUCAGUUUUUGUUACACUGUACACUGGAGAAUGUGUACUAAAGCUCAUCGUUUUCCGUUAUAACUAUUUCACCAAUGGAUGGAACAUUUUUGAUUUUAUGGUGGUUGUUUUCUCUAUGACAGGACUAUUUCUGCCUCUGAUGGUGGGAUAUUACCUUGUACCUCCUUCCCUUUUGCAACUGAUACUUCUCUCACGGAUCAUCCACAUCCUGCGUCCUGAGAAAGGACCAAAGAUGUUCCAUGAUCUGUUGCUUCCUUUGGUGCUGUCCCUCCCUGCAUUGUUGAACAUCAGUCUCCUCAUCUUCCUGAUCAUGUUCGUCUACGCCAUCUUUGGAAUGUACAAUUUUGCCUAUGUUAAAAAGGAAGCUGGAAUUAAUGAUGUGUCCAACUUUGAAACCUUUGGCAGCAGUAUGCUCUGUCUUUUCCAAGUUACAAUAUUUGCUGGUUGGGACGAGAUGCUCAAUGCAAUUUUCAACAGUAAAUGGUCUGACUGUGAUCCUGAUAAAAUUAACCCUGGGACUCAGGUUAGAGGAGACUGUGGUAACCCCUUUGUUGGGAUUGUUUAUUUUGUCAGUUACAUCCUCAUAUCAUGGCUGAUCAUUGUAAACAUGUACAUUGUUGUUGUCAUGGAGUUUUUAAAUAUUGCUUCUAAGAAAAAAGCCAAGACAUUGAGUGAAGAUGAUUUUAGGAAAUUUUUUCAGGUAUGGAAGAGGUUUGAUCCCGAUAGAACCCAGUAUAUAGACUCUAGCAAGCUUUCAGACUUUGCAGCUGCUCUUCAUCCUCCUCUUUUCAUGGCAAAACCAAACAAGGGCCAGAUCGUUGCCAUGGAUCUUCCCAUGGCUGUCGGGGACAGAGUUCAUUGCCUUGACAUCCUACUCGCUUUAACAAAGCGAGUUAUGAGUCAAGAUGUAAGCAUGGAGAAAGUUCUUUCAGAGAUGGAAUCUGGAUUUAUGUUAGCCAACCCUUUUAAGAUCACAUAUGAGCCAAUUACAACUACUCUGAAACGAAAACAAGAGGCAGUCUCAGCAACCAUCAUUCAGCGUGCUUAUAAAAGUUACCGUUUGAGGCAAAAUGACAAGAAAACAUCAGAUAUUCAUAUGAUAGAUGGGGACGUGGAAGUUCAGGCUAUCAAAGAAGGUUCAUAUUUUGACAAAACUGAGGGAAAGUCAACUAUUUAAAGCCAGAUCUAAUCCCACUCACUACCUUUUCACCUUCUUUACAUAUUCCCCAAAUGUUAAAAGUUUAGAUCAGAAAUAAAAGAAAAGAUCAGAGAAAGUAAAGAUUUCACUUAAAAAUCAAUUGUUUACAACCCAUGGAAGAUAAGCUUGUGCUCACAAGAUCCCACGUCCAAUUCACUUUUACCCCUGUAUAUUCAGUCUGACCAAGACAACCCCUUGAUAUUACUGCAGAGUUAAAUCGGGUUAAAACUGUUGUUUAAUAAUCCAAUACUUGUUUUCUCUAUAUGGCUUAUAUGGAGUGUGCUUCUUCUGGAGGGUUGGGGGAGGUAGUAGCAGAAAUUAGUAGCCGAAGGAGCUUACUUAUACAUUUUAUGUCUACUUUAACUUGAUGGGAUUCAAGUCACUACUAAUGGGACUUAAUUACAAAUAAAAAAGUACUUUCUUAAAGUGGGAUGGUAUUUUAAAAAAUAGUACAAUGCUACAGGCCAUUAAAUCAUAAACUUGCCUAGGCCGAUGCCAAUCAGGGGAAGAGGAAAGGCAGUUCUUAGAAAGUGUCUCUGAGAUUAAUCAAAGAGACUCUUGGGCUGAUUCAAACCACUUUUGAAAACGAUUGAUGAGAGCCUAGGUUUUGUUUUUGAUUGUUUUGGUUUUAUUUAUUUUUGGUUUGUGAAUUAAUGUUGUUUCAUUGUUCUUGGAUUCCUGGUUUCUCAUCUUUUUGGCUAGUUCCAGCUAAGGACCAUUCUCUCUUUAAGAGAAUGAGUUCCUAGAACAAUCAGCAUAAAGGGAGCUACAGUUAUAGCCUACAUUUUCUAAUUUUCCUCAUUUCUCCUUGGGAAACUGUGGCCACUUUGUAGUACUUUUCACUGCACUUCAUGGAUUUUUAUAACUUUCAGAAAGAAAAUGAUCACUAAAACUGUGUGGACUCUGAACUAGGAGAUCAAAGUGUGAGUUUGCUGUUCGUGGUGUUUUAUAACAUCAGUGUAUGCAACUUAGUUUCCACUUUCACAUUUAUCUUUCCAAGUUUUCUGUUUUGUUUUGUGUUUAUUUCAUCACAUACAUAAUUACUAUGUAAAAUGUUUUAUGUUUGAAAAACUUUAAAAUCCUAAGCAUUAAUUUUCACAAGAUAGUAAGAUAGGCACAAAUUGUUGUUUUGAUGUAAUCAUAAAAUGUAGUCUCUUGCAUCCCUGUAGUUUGAGAUUCAGAUAUUUAUUCUAUUUGUGUGAUGAUUGAUUUCAGUGUGCCUACAAAGCCCUAAAGGAUUCAGAAGGAAAAUAUGUAUACUGAUGACUUAAUGAAAAGCUUUAAAUAUGUUGUAUGACAUUCAAUAUCACUUAAAUAUCAGUAAUUGUAUUUUAUUAUGAAUGCAUGAUCUUGAUUGAGCCUUAACUAUUAUAAUCUAUUUCUGCUCCUCAGAAAUGUAUUAACCUGACCAAGAUGCCUUUGGGGGAUCCCCUAAGCAAAUAUAAUUUCAGAGUUCUGUUUCUUACUAUAAAUGUUGCUUCCCUCUCUCCUCCUCUUCUCCAUCAUGUGAUGGGGACCAAUGAGGAAUCAGUGUUAAUUUGGUGACAUGGUGACAGCUGGUGCUUUAUUUAAGCUUCUCAAUUUUCUAUUUCUUGGAAAUGCUUUAAUGUGGAAACUGCUUCAAAUAUUUAAACUGAAUCUAAGCUUGCUUCUGUAAAUUCCAUAAAGACUAUGAACUGAUUUUAGUUCGAAAAUGAUAUCUUUUAAUUGUAAAUCGUGUUUGCCACUAACCUUCCGAAAGCUAUGUAAAGAAUUAUUUUUAACAAAUCUUACAACAUAUUUUACUUUUUAGAUACUAAAGAAAAUAGUAAAUACAACUUGUUAACCAAGGUAAGCUUUGGUUCUUUUUCUUUCGUAAAUUAGGUUGACAACUUUGUGUAAUAAGAACUUUUUUAAAAUGAGCCUUACAUUAAAGCUUAUUCAUUCAGGUUCAAAGUUCGAAACUGGAAAUAUUUUUGCUUCGUUUGGAUUAACUUAAUUUUGUAAAAUAAAUAUUAGUAAGCUUACCAGAGAUCCUUACAAACUGAAAAAUGUAAAAAGCACUCCUCUUAGCAAAAUCCGAAGUUUACUGGAUAUAUCUCCAUAUUUUUAGAAGUUGCUAUAUGGAAGAUAAUGCUGAAAUUAAAUUUAUUGUUAUGCUAAUAUUUAUCAAUACCUGCUUCUUUAAAAUUUUUC